GCGAUGGCCCAUUUUAGUUGUGAUUCAAACACGAAACAAGAAUAAUGGCUUCCGCAGGACGUGCUAGUGUGUCUGGUCAAAAGUUCCGCAUGACGUUGGGUCUGCCCGUGGCCGCCGUGUUGAACUGCGCCGACAACAGCGGGGGUAAGGCGUUGAUGAUCAUCGCCGUGUGCGGGAUCAAGGGUCGCCUGAACCGUCUCCCUGCCGCCGGUGUGGGUGACAUGUGCUUGUGCUCGGUGAAGAAGGGUAAGCCGGAGUUGCGUAAGAAGGUCAUGCCUGCCGUCGUGAUCCGUCAACGCAAGUCGUGGAAGCGCCGCGACGGCGUGUUCCUCUACUUCGAGGACAACGCCGGUGUGAUCGUCAACCCCAAGGGUGAAAUGAAGGGUUCCGCCAUCACCGGUCCCGUCGGCAAGGAAUGCGCCGACUUGUGGCCUCGUAUCGCGGCCAACGCCGGUUCGAUUGUUUAAGUAACACCCCCUCAAUUCCGACCACAUUAAGUAGUUUCGUGCCCCAUGGAUCCAAUCAACACGUGAUCACUCUUAAUCAAGUACUUGCGGUUGUCC
Molecule: messenger RNA, 563 nt
Organism: Aphanomyces astaci
Lineage: Eukaryota; Oomycota; Saprolegniomycetes; Saprolegniales; Verrucalvaceae
Product: 60S ribosomal protein L23
Exons: 2
Coding region: 45-467 (140 amino acids)
Biological process (GO): translation
Cellular component (GO): ribosome; cytosolic large ribosomal subunit
Molecular function (GO): large ribosomal subunit rRNA binding; structural constituent of ribosome
Source: RefSeq, a predicted model, not a curated record